Plasmodium gonderi is the source of this 4527-nucleotide messenger RNA. RefSeq lists its product as hypothetical. Gene Ontology annotation, molecular function: protein binding. Gene Ontology annotation, cellular component: mitochondrion. The transcript has a single exon. Bases 1 to 4527 code for a protein of 1508 amino acids. Lineage: Eukaryota; Apicomplexa; Aconoidasida; Haemosporida; Plasmodiidae. The record is from RefSeq and is a predicted model, not a curated record.
AUGAAUGAAAGGAUACUAAAAAACCUUUGGAGAUGCGAGUCAUCAUGUCUAUUAAGCAAAAAUAAUUUUAACGCAAGUUCAUUUUGUACAUUUAAAAUAUCACCACAUGGUAGUUUAUUACUGGAGAAAAAAAAAAAUUUAGUGGCACUUGGCAACAUCAGCACUUCCUCCAUUGCUGUCAAUCAACACACCAUAGCACAUAUAAGCAAUGAAAAAAAUAAUCACUGUAAUGAGAACUGCAAACGUGCGGAUUGUGUAAGAAAAGGAAUAAAUGAUAAAAGCACGAGCAAUGGGGACUAUAACAUUGGAAGCAGCUGUAGUAGAUCUAGCAGCAUUGGUGGUAUCAGCAAUAUCUGUUACACUAAUGAAAACCAGUUGUUAAAAGGGACACAUUACAUUUUCCAUUCUGAUAAGGAAAUUUACAUUUUACCCAAUGGACGAAGCAAUUACUCUUUUGGUAAGUCGUGCGUUAAUAAUUAUUCAACAGCGAGAAAAAGCAGAGACGAAUGUGAAAAAACAUCUGGAAAGGGUGAAAAUGGAAAGGGUGAAAAUGGAAAAGGUGAAAAUGGAAAAGGUGAAAGUGGAAAAAGUGAAAAUGGAAAGGGUGAAAAUGGAAAGGGUGAAAAUGGAAAAGGUGAAAGUGGAAAAAGUGAAAAUGGAAAAGGUGAAAGUGGAAAAAGUGAAAGUGGAAAAAGUGAAAGUGGAAAUGGUGAGUCAUGGAAAAAGGAAGAAAUUUCAAACUCUACGAACAGGGAGAAGGCACAUGUUGAAAAAUAUUACCAAAAUCAUGAUAUACUAAUGGAGGGGAAUAAUGAAAUAUUAAAAGACAUACAAUGGAAAGAUAAUAAUUACAGUUCUUCUAGACGUGGGGAAUUCAAAAUGAUGAAUGAGUGUAUCACAGAUGUAAGUGGGACGAGAAGUCAAGCGAUAAAUGUUAAUUGUAAGAAUGAUGAAAAUGUUGAAGAAAAUAAAAAGAAAGAAAUUUGUAAGAGGGAACAAAACGAGAAAGAUGAGGAAAACUUCCACGGAAACAGUGAUGCCUGGAAAGGUGCAGGGGGAGGAGAAAUAAAUGAUAAAAUAAAAAAGAAAAAUGAAAUAAAAAAGGUUCUAAAUAUAAUAUUUUGUUCAUCGAUUCCCAUGAUUGGGUUCGGAUUUAUGGAUCAGUUUAUUAUGAUUCGUUUAGGUGACAUUUUUGAUGCUUCUAUUGGAGUAUCUUUUGGAAUAUCGACCUUAUGUGCUGCUUCCUUUGGUCAACUUUGCAGUGACACAUUUGGAAUUUUUUUUGGUUACGUUUUAAAUUAUUUAUUGCAAACUUAUAAAGUUAUCCAGCCAGCUAAAAUUGACAUAAAGAAUAAAGUGUAUCAAUAUUGUACAUUAAUAGGAUCUGUUUUGGGGAUAUUACUUGGUUGUGCUCUUGGUAUGUUACAACUUAUUUUUAUCGAUACAACAAAAAAUGAAAGGUUAAAAAAAAAAAAAGAACUGGAUUUUAUAUUUCAAAUGGUCAUGUGCGAUUGUUCUAACAUAUUAAAUUGUGAAACAUCAACUUUGUUUUUAUAUGAUAAAGCAAAAAACGAAUUAUGGAGCAAAGCUAUUCAUGGUAGAAAAAAUAUAAUAAAAAUUUCAGCCAAUAGCAAUGAGAAAAGUUUUAACUUGUGGGUUCUCAGGAAUAAAGAAAUUAUUAAUUGUAAGGAUGUUCUCAAUAAUGAAUUAUACAACCCAUCACAUGAUGAAAAAUUUAAUUUCAAAACUAGAACUAUUUUAGCUGCACCUAUUUUAGAUCGAAAUAACGAAGUUGUCGGUGUCCUUAUGUUUCUAAAUAAAUUAAGAUCCCAUGGGGGAUACUUCACAAGAAAUGAUGAAAAGCUAGCUGAAAUGAUGAGCAAACAUAUUUCCAUUUUUAUGGAAAAAUUCAAUUAUAUCAGUGAAGGUGAUAAAAAAAUGAUCAUUUUUGAUAAGGAAAAAAAUAAUCCCCUCGAGGGGGAAGAAGAAGAUGAAGAUGAUGAAGAUGUAGAUGAUGAAGAUGAAGAGGUAAAAAAAGAGGUAGAAAAAAAAGAAAAGGACAGUAAGUCAGGUUUAACCGGAACUAAUUUGAAUUUCCCCAAGGGAACAGAUGUGAAUACAAAGAAAGAUCCAUAUGACGGGGUUAAACCAAAGGACAAGCAUGAUGAAAAUAAAGAAGCAAUAAAAAGAAAAAGAAACAAAAAAAAGAUAAUACAGUAUCACGUUUUACAAACAGAUGAAGAUGAUAAAAUAUUUGACGAAGGGAGUGAAGAUGACAAUAUAAAACAGUUUGAUGAGUACUACGACGAAAAGGGAGAAGAAGACGCUAAUUAUGAUGAUGAGGAUUAUGACGAGGAUGAAGAUGAAGACACAGAUUCGGAUGCAGAAUUGGAUGCAGAUUUGGAUGCAGAAUUGGAUGCAGAAUUGGAUGCAGAAUUGGAUGCAGAAUUAGAUGCAGAAUUGGAUGCAGAUUUGGAUGCAGAUUUGGAUGCAGAAUUAGAUGCAGAUUUGGAUGCACAUUCAGAUUCAGACACGACGCACGUGGAGGAAGGGACACAGGAGCAGGGCGAAGAGGAACAGGAAAAGAAUGGAACGGGGGAAACGGACGAGAUAGAGAAAUUAAUUCAAUCGAAUCAGGUACACACCAAAAGUGAACAUGUUGGCAAAUUAGAUGAAAAGUCAAGUGAGAUAACAAACAUAUUACCUUUUCCACAAAGGGGAAUGAAGAAAUUUGGGGAGGAAGGAAAGGGGGAAGCGAAACAUAAGGAACCAUAUAACAUUUUCUUAGAUGAAAAUUAUUUUAACUAUAGAAAUUAUCUCAAGAGUGAAGGAAAUAAAGAGAAGGAGCAAUACACUGAUCGAGUUGACUGUGUUAGUGAUAAAGACAAACAGAUAGUAGGAUACACAGACCAGAGCGGAAAUUGCAAGAAAGAAAUAAUUAAACAAAAGGAUGAUGAAGACAUGACUAAUAGAAUCUUAAUUUUGAAUAUAGGUAAAGAUUUAAAAGAUGAAACACCAAAGAAUAUAAACCAUUCGUCAACAUAUAAUAAGUCUUGGGAAGCAAUAUCACAGGAAAAGAUGUAUAAGGGCAAUGAGGGACUCAUUCCCGCUCCAUCCCUACUGGAAAAUUUUGCAGACAAGAUAAAACAUGAGAAGCUACCCGAUGAGAUCAAGAUCGAAGGAGAAAAAAGAAAAGAAACAUUCAAUUUUGUGCAUAACGGAUUUAGUAGUUUGUAUGAAAAAAAUGGAUCCUUUAACUCAUACAUACUAACUAUUUUCCAAAAUGUAGAUGAAUUUUUUAAAAGUCUGCAAAAAAGGAACUUUAUUUUUUAUUCAAAAAAUUCCGAAGAAAAUAUUAAUUUAACGAAAAAAUGGAAGAAACAUAAGGUGAUAACAUUUUCAAGUAUCAUGAAAAAUGAUAAUGUUACUAAAGAAAAAGAAAAUUCUCCAAACUGUGUAAAAAUACAAGUUGACUACCAAAAGGUUAGAAUGGAUAAUUAUAGUGCAAAUUAUAAGAGUAAAAAUAAUACGGAAGAUUACAUCUACUAUUAUGAUGUUGAACACACGAGUGAUUAUGUCAAUUUGUAUAGCAAGGAUUAUGUCAACGGAAUGGUAGCGAAUAGCGCAUAUGAAAAUGAGAGAAAGAAAGAACAAAACCAUUCCAUCGAAAGUUAUCAUCGUGGGUACAACUCUGCUAUUUUGAGCGAGACUUUGAGUAAAAACUCAUCACUUGCUGUUGUUAGCAGGAUAAAGGAAGAACCUUUCAGAGCAUAUAUGCAAAAUUAUGAACAUGUGAAAAACGUUACAUUAAAUAAAAAAAUUAUGGUAGAAGGGGUAGGAAAGAUGUACAAUUAUAAUGUAUAUAAAACAGAAAAGCAUUUUCCACACAUCCAUUUUGCGAAAAUAUUUAACAUGGUAGCCGAAAAAAAAAUGAAUAUAAAAAAUUUUAAAAUUUUAAAAAAUAUUUACAAGUACAAUUUGAACAAAAUAUUCAGCAAUCAUUACAAAUAUUUAUUUAUAAAGAAAAAAAAAAAACUACGAAAAUUUUGCUACACCGUUAAACAAUUUGAUAUUUGCAAAAUGAACCAAUUCUGGUUUACUCUAUAUUGCCAAAAUGAGCUAAAAAAAAUAUUCUAUCGAAAUUUACAUUUUAUAAUUGAUUUAAAUAAUAUACACAUUGUAGACCUAAAAUUGAUAAACAAUUAUAUCUUACAUAAAAUUUAUGAAAACACAACUGUUAGUCGAAUUUCACCAAGUACUUGUUACAACAUCAAGAUAAUUGAUUUUUUCUUUAAGGAAAAUUUAUAUCUUUUGAAUAAAAGCACAAUGAAUGACAUUAUUUAUAAAUAUAUCAUUUUUUAUUAUUGUAGAAAGAAAUUAAGAAAAAAAAGUUUUAACUGUUACAAUUAUCAAGAUAUGUAUAUUGCGGAAAAUUUCUUCGGCCAAAAUACACACACAAAGAAGGUUCCAAAAAUAUUGGAUGAUGAAUUGGGAAAAAAAAGUGCAAUAAUAACAGUGGACAGGUAA